CCGGACACCCAUCGGACCGGACAGGCAGUAGCAGCCCUGGAUGAGGGCGAGCGCCUCAUUCCUCUCUAGAAGCUCGUAGUAGGCCUCGCUUUUCAGGUGGCUUCAUCAUGGAUGAAAUUGUUGCUGAGUAUAUCCGAAGAACUGUACUAAAAAUCCCACGAGAUGAAAUCAAGACAAUGCUACAGAAAUGGGGCUUUCUCUCUGAGACACAGCUGCAAACCAUAAACUUCCAUCAGAUAAAAGAGAACAUUUCUCAAGAUGUUGUUCAGCUUUGUGAGGAAAAUUCUACAAACAUAAAGCAAGCAGCUGUCCUAGACAUAAUUUACAACCACAUCUACCCAAACAAAAGAAUGUGGAGUGUUUACCAGAUGAACAAAAGAGGGGAAGAAACGGAAAUUUUUGACUUCACAGAUUUCAAAAAAAAAUUUAAAAGACGACUUCGCUCAGCCUUGAAAAAUGUCACCAUCAACUUUAGAGAAUAUGAGGAUAAUGCAAUCUGGAUUAGAGUUGCCUGGGGAACACUGUAUACAAAACCAAACCAGUACAAAGCCAGCUAUGUCGUAUACCAUUCACAGACUCCCUACGUCUUCAUUUCUGCCUCGACGCUUAGGAGCAACUUGCCUCUGCUGUGUCAGGCCCUGGUUGUUGCUUCCAAUUACCAUGACAUCCGUGAAAUGGAGCUUCGAAGUCAUUCUUUAAACUCCCUUAAAGAUAUUGUGUUUAAGAGAUAUAGCCAGAACUUCCAAACUUAUUGUCCGAGACCUCUACAGGAAAGGAAUGUAGCACCAGAAAGUGCAGAUUUAAGGAUAAUUCAUGAAAACAAAAGUGAGAAAGAAAGAAUACUGAGAGUGAAUCGGGAAGUUUUUGGUGAUGGUCCCCAACCAAAACUUGAAUUUGCACAAUAUAAGCUUGAGACGAUGUUUAAAAGUGAUCCUAAAAUAGAUGUUUUGGAUAAAAGAGAGCCAUUCAGAUGUCUGGUCAAGUUUUCUAGUCCACAUCUUUUAGAGUCGCUGAAAUCCUUGGCACCAGCAGGCUUGGCUGAUGCACCGCUUUCGCCACUACUUACGUGUAUACCACAAAAAGCUAGGAAUUAUUUUAAAAUUAGAGAGAAAAAAGGUGUAUUUCCAGGAAGCUUUGUAAGCCCUUAACUUAAAACUGAUUCAUAGAGAAAUACACAACUCCUUUAUUACUGGUAUUAAUCUAAAUCACCAUAAACUUUAAAAUGUAUUUUAAAAAAUAACUUAUUCGUUGAUAAUACCUUAAAGUUUUUUCCAAAUUAUGGCUUCUUCCACAUUUCUCUUUAGCAGAAAAGUUAGCCUUUUCCAUAAAUAAUAAAAAACUGUUAGCUGCAAAGUUUAAAAAGAGAUCGUGGUUAUUGUAAAUUUACAUGUGAUGACUGCUCUUAACUGUAUUUUUAAUGGUAUUUAUGAAAUUAAAGCUAGCUAAAGCUUAAUAAAGAUACAAUAUGACAGCUGUAGCUGUUCAGUUCACUGUCAUAGCUGUAGGUGGCUGCCUCACUUCGGCUCCAGUGCAGCAGUGUAACAGAAUUCCUGCCCCACUUUGAACAUAUAGAUUGUCCCAUUCGAUGAAGGGGAGUACCUGUCUGCAGGGCAGGCAUGUUUUUAUCUUAGUAGAUGAAGAUGAUAUUCAAAGACCGUUACAGGGCAUGGAGAAGAGACUCUUGGAAUAUAGGUGUCAGUAUGAAGUUUCCGUCCAGCUUUAAUGGAUAAGAAUUCAGAUCCAGAGUUUUUGCUCAAAGGCAACAGCCAAUAGUAAAUACUUAAUUUAAAAACAAAAAAUUGUCUAUUGGUAUUAAUGUCUUCACAAAAUUUUAUCUUGGAGGAAUACAAUGAAGCGGGCAAUAAUUUUCUUUAGAGGAAGUCCCUGUUUUAGAGUAUUUCAAUUAAGAGUGGAUCCUUCUGUAGUCCUUGCAUGUUACCACUUUGCUGUGCUUGGGGAUGUAAAGAUUGCAGAAUCAGGGUGGCCCUGUUCACUAAUGCAAACUACGGCUUUGCAUUGGAGUUCUUCAGAGUUGGU
This is a messenger RNA of Egretta garzetta (little egret), 2037 nucleotides long. RefSeq names its product centromere protein N (gene CENPN). The transcript has 11 exons. The record is from RefSeq and is a predicted model, not a curated record. Bases 108 to 1148 code for a protein of 346 amino acids. NCBI's taxonomy places the organism in Eukaryota, Metazoa, Chordata, Aves, Pelecaniformes, Ardeidae. Gene Ontology annotation, biological process: chromosome segregation; CENP-A containing chromatin assembly.